ACCACUCACUGAGGACAUCAGGGCUGCGCUGCUGAACGCUGCCAAUACAUCACAAAGCCCCUGCUCCUCCGCUAGUUUUCCUCAAUUCUCUCCCCUGAAGAAAGACGAAAAGCGCAUGCGCGGCUCUGUAGCAGACCUGCGCGCUCUCGUGGGAAUGACCGGCUGCCUGGGUGAAAAGUAAAGACUGGAUAAAAGUCUCUCAAGGUCAUCUAAUUCCAUCUCCUUCUUAUGAAAUAGAAAGUAAUCAAUCCCAACUUAGCAAUAAUAGAACCGGGCAUAUUCUGGGUGAGAUGUCUGCAAAUUCUGAAUAUGGGAAUGAUUUUAAAAAUAAUGCUAAUCUUUCUGUGCACAAUGAAAUUCAGAAAGAUGAACGGUCAUGUUCUGAAAGAGAGAAAACUUUUAAUGUGCUAUCAAGUCUUGCUGAAAAUCAGACAAAUGACACAGGAGAGAAGCCAUAUUCAUGUUCAGAAUGUGGGAAGUGUUUUUGUCAGAAAUCACAUCUUGUUGAACAUCAGAAAACUCACGCAGGGGAGAAGCCAUUUUCAUGUUUAGAAUGUGGGAAAUGUUUUAGUCGGAAAUCAAAUCUUGUUGAACAUCAGAAAACUCACAUAGGAGAGAAGCCAUUUUCAUGUUCGGAAUGUGGGAAAUGUUAUAGUGAUAAAUCAAGUCUUCUGAAACAUCAGAGAAUUCACACAGGAGAGAAGCCAUAUUCAUGUUCAGAAUGUGGGAAGUGUUUUCGUCUGAAAGCACAUCUUGUGAGACAUCAGAGAAUUCACACAGGGGAGAAGCCAUUUUCAUGUUCGGAAUGUGGGAAAUGUUAUAGUGAUAAAUCAAGUCUUCUGAAACAUCAGAGAAUUCACACAGGAGAGAAGCCAUAUUCAUGUUCAGAAUGUGGGAAGUGUUUUCGUCUGAAAGCACAUCUUCUGAGACAUCAGAGAAUUCACACAGGGGAGAAGCCAUUUUCAUGUUUAGAAUGUGGGAAAUGUUUUAGUCGGAAAUCAAAUCUUGUUGAACAUCAGAAAACUCACAUAGGAGAGAAGCCAUUUUCAUGUUCGGAAUGUGGGAAAUGUUAUAGUGAUAAAUCAAGUCUUCUGAAACAUCAGAGAAUUCACACAGGGGAGAAGCCAUAUUCAUGUUCAGAAUGUGGGAAGUGUUUUCGUCUGAAAGCACAUCUUUUGAUACAUCAGAGAAUUCACACAGGGGAGAAGCGAUUUUCAUGUUUAGAAUGUGGGAAAUGUUUUAGUCGGAAAUCACAUCUUGUUGAACAUCAAAAAACUCACACAGGAGAGAAGCCAUUUUCAUGUUCGGAAUGUGGGAAAUGUUUUAGUAACAAAUCAAAUCUUGAGGUACAUCAGAGAAUUCACACCGGAGUUAAGCCAUUUUCAUGCCCUGAAUGUGGGAAAUGUUUUAAUCAGAAAUCAGAUCUUGUGAAUCAUAUGAGAAAUUACACUGGCGAGAAGCCAUUUCCAUGUCCUGAAUGUGAAAAGUGUUUUAAUUCGAAAGCACAGCUUGAUAUACAUCUGAGAACUCACACAGGAGAGAAGCCAUAUUCGUGUCCUGAAUGUGAGAAGUGUUUUAAUUACAAAUCAAGUCUUGUGCAACAUCAGAGAAUUCACACCGGAGAGAAGCCAUUUUCUUGUCCUGAAUGUGAGAAGUGUUUUAAUAACAAAUCAAGUCUUGUGCAACAUCAGAGAAUUCACACCGGAGAGAAGCCAUUUUCAUGUCAUGAAUGUGGGAAAUAUUUUAAUGAAAAAUCAAAUCUUAAUUCACAUCUAAGAAAUCACACAGUAGAGAAGCCAUUUUCAUGUCCAGAAUGUGAGAAGUCUUUUAGUGAGAAAUCAAAUCUUCACAUAGGAGAGAAGCCAUUUUCAUGUUCGGAAUGUGGGAAAUGUUAUAGUGAUAAAUCAAGUCUUCUGAAACAUCAGAGUAUUCACACAGGAGAGAAGCCAUAUUCAUGUUCAGAAUGUGGGAAGUGUUUUCGCCUGAAAGCACAUCUUGUGAGACAUCAGAGAAUUCACACAGGGGAGAAGCCAUUUUCAUGUUUAGAAUGUGGGAAAUGUUUUAGUCAGAAAUCAAAUCUUGUUGAACAUCAGAAAACUCACAUAGGAGAGAAGCCAUUUUCAUGUUCGGAAUGUGGGAAAUGUUAUAGUGAUAAAUCAAGUCUUCUGAAACAUCAGAGAAUUCACACAGGAGAGAAGCCAUAUUUAUGUUCAGAAUGUGGGAACUGUUUUCGUCUGAAAUCACAUCUUGUGAGACAUCAGAGAAUUCACACAGGGGAGAAGCCAUUUUCCUGUUUAGAAUGUGGGAAAUGUUUUAGUCAGAAAUCACAUCUUGUUGAACAUCAGAGAAUUCACACCGGAGAGAAGCCAUUUUCUUGUCCCGAAUGUGAGAAGUGUUUUAAUAACAAAUCAAGUCUUGUGCAACAUCAGAGAAUUCACACCGGAGAGAAGCCAUUUUCAUGUCAUGAAUGUGGGAAAUAUUUUAAUGAAAAAUCAAAUCUUAAUUCACAUCUGAGAAAUCACACAGUAGAGAAGCCAUUUUCAUGUCCAGAAUGUGAGAAGUGUUUUAGUGAGAAAUCAAAUCUUGUUCGA
Messenger RNA from Bufo bufo (common toad), 2591 nucleotides. Its product is annotated as zinc finger protein 850-like. The annotation marks the transcript as partial. The transcript is spliced from 4 exons. Gene Ontology annotation, biological process: negative regulation of transcription by RNA polymerase II; regulation of cytokine production; regulation of immune system process. The record is from RefSeq and is a predicted model, not a curated record. NCBI's taxonomy places the organism in Eukaryota, Metazoa, Chordata, Amphibia, Anura, Bufonidae.